CCUGCUAUAUGUCAUUCAUGCACGGUCUCAGGAUGCGAUAGACGCAGAAGAAGAGAAGAAGACAGGACUCUUUUUAUUUGGACAAAGCUGAACGCAGGGAAUCCAGAACCGGGUCCAAACCCUCUGCAACACACUCCUCUACCAUGCCUCUUAUUGAACAAAUUUCUCAGUGUGAGCUGGAGCGGUUGGUGGUGGACCGGGUCGUGCCGGCCCUGCAGGACCGGGGCUUCUUCUACACAGACCACUUUCUGAGCGAGCCAGCCGGGGAGCUGGUUCUGGACCGGGUCAUGGAGAUGCACCACUCCGGGAUGCUGCAGGACGGACGCUUGGCCGCGGGGACCGGGCGUGCGGGCUCGGUCACACGGGUCCACAGCCGGAAAAUCCGAGGGGAUCAGAUGGCUUGGGUCAGCGGGGCGGAGCGGAACAACGAGCCCAUCCGCUUCCUAUUGGCCCUGAUGGACAAACUGAUCCGUCUGAGUCUGGACCGGCUCGGGAAUCGCGGAAUCCGGGAGCGAUCCCAGGCGAUGGUGGCGUGUUACCCAGGACAUGGAACAGGAUAUGUGAAGCACGUCGACAACCCAAACUCAGACGGACGCUGUAUCACCUGCGUCUAUUACCUGAACAAGAACUGGAAUGCCAAGGAGCACGGUGGCGUCCUGCGGAUCUUCCCAGAGGGUCAAGGCUACGUGGUGGACAUCGAGCCUCUCUUUGACAGACUGCUGUUAUUCUGGUCCGACCGCAGAAAUCCACACGAGGUCCAGCCCUGUUAUGCUACCAGGUACGCCAUCACCGUCUGGUACUUUGACUCGGAGGAGAGAGCGGCGGCCAAGAGACGCUUCAGAGACCUCGCUGCUUCCACCCAGGAAGAGGGGAGCUCCACCUCAUGAGGGCAAAUGUCGCCCUCUGGUGACUAAACAUUGAACUGCAGCCCAGAAGCGACGUCUCUCCGUUCUGGCUUCAAGUAUAAAGUGAUUCUGCUGGUAUAUUUGCCCGAAAAACUGAAACAAAAAGAAAAGGAAAAAAGAAGCUUCAUCAUGUGUUCUUUCAUAGAUAAAUGAACUUUUAGAUUCUGGACUUGAGGUUCGGGGUCGUUUUCAGCCUGCUGAGGGAUGAAGAGUCUUGCUUGGAGGAAUCCUGACGAAAAAGAAAAGAAAAGUUAGUGUCGCUUUCUUCGCUUCAUGUGCUGCUGUACAACACAGUCACAACACACAAGUUCAGAAAACAGACAAACCGGACCGAUUCACUUCUGUGUGACUGGAAACUAGAAUGAUGGACAGAAGGAAAAGACGAGGAUUAGACCUCCAUGGCCCAACACUUGGGGGGGGGGUAGUGGUUUUUAUGAUGCAAAAUAUGACAUUUCCCUGAAAGCUUUUCAGUACUGAAGAAAAGAAGGUAUUUACUUUGCUAUUCACAUUUGAAGGACCUUUAGGUCUUAAAAAUUAGCCAACACACGAAGGGAACAGGUACAAGUCAAGACAAGUGUUUAAUCAGACAACCCACGUAUGGACUACAGCAGUGUGUGGAAAUGCUGAAAGCAUAUUUCAAGUGUACGUCUGAGUUUUGAGUUUGUCAUUUGCUGAGACAUCCAGUAGGACAAACCAGAGACAGAGACUGAAAACCUCCCCCUGGGAGACCAGGAGAACCAGAGCUGGGUGGAUACUGGGACUUCUGGGAACACUGGGCAUACUGGGGAGGAGGUGGGAGAAAGAGAGCAUGCUUAGGGGCACAUUAGCAUUAUUCAUGAGCCACUAGUCUGAUUGGCUGACAGUAUUGCUGGCCCCGCCCCUUCCCCUUUGGCAGAGACUAUAGCUACCCAACCAGAAGCUCCCUUGCUCUUAGCAUGAGCAGUCUUCAGCAAAACCCGGGUUGGUUGUCCCCGGUGUGAUGUCACUCUGAGGGACAGUUCUGAUUGGUGUGAUCAAGGGUAAGGUCAUUAGGUCCCAUAAACAGGCUGGUGGGACAGAGAUGUUCAUUCAGUGCGGCGAAGUGAUGACAGAAAAAUCCAGCCCAAGACAGGACACUUCUUAUUUUCCAUCCCCUCUUUGAACAGCUUGCACUUUUUAAAUGAACCACUGGCAGACACUUGGAGAGAAGGAACUCCUGUGUUCACACUUUUGGAGAAAAAGUCAGAUAAAACGAGGAAGUACAUUUUGUCUCAGCUGUUUUCAGAAACACUAGUUGUAACGUGAUCACUUACUGAAAUAAUGUGUGUGUGUGUGCGCGUGUGCGCUGGUUAAAAACCCAAAUCUAAAAUGGCUGACUGGUUGAGUUCUCUGUCUCUGUGCCACCCAGAAACACAGAAGGGCAAAGAGGACGUGGAUCUCCUGAUGCAGCACAUCUGGCUGUCGGAGACUCUGUGAGCCCGGAUGAAUAAUUGAUGCUCAGUUGAAAAGUGUCCUCAGAGAUUCUAUUGAGAAAGAGACGUCAGGUGUUCUGACGAUGUAUGCUGCCUUUUCGAAAAAUGCCACUGUAGCGCGAAUCGAUGGCAAUCUAACCCCAACCCCAACCUCCUAACACCCCAACCCCAGACACUCACCUCACCACCUCCUACAUAGGACACACACUGGUACAGUAACAGCAGGAGAUUGAGGACUGCGACUUUAAGUGACCCUGACAGGCUUUCUGGCAUGUGGUCUUGUGUAUUUGUCAGCUUGUUUGCUGGACAGAGAAGCUGACAGAAAACUCCUGAUGACAAAUGACAUAAAUAUGAUGUAAUGAAUGUUGUGCGAAGGGAGAUGUGUUGGUCUUUUAAACAUCGGGACGAAAUAAAUCUUCU
Molecule: messenger RNA, 2776 nt
Organism: Lampris incognitus (smalleye Pacific opah)
Lineage: Eukaryota; Metazoa; Chordata; Actinopteri; Lampriformes; Lampridae
Gene: egln3
Product: egl-9 family hypoxia-inducible factor 3
Exons: 5
Coding region: 144-887 (247 amino acids)
Biological process (GO): peptidyl-proline hydroxylation to 4-hydroxy-L-proline; cellular response to hypoxia
Cellular component (GO): nucleus; cytoplasm
Molecular function (GO): ferrous iron binding; peptidyl-proline 4-dioxygenase activity; L-ascorbic acid binding
Source: RefSeq, a predicted model, not a curated record